Molecule: messenger RNA, 5139 nt
Organism: Phlebotomus papatasi
Lineage: Eukaryota; Metazoa; Arthropoda; Insecta; Diptera; Psychodidae
Exons: 1
Coding region: 1-5139 (1712 amino acids)
Biological process (GO): DNA integration
Molecular function (GO): nucleic acid binding
Source: RefSeq, a predicted model, not a curated record
AUGAAUCGCAAACGUCAGAGAGGUUAUGUUCUGCAGAGGCUGACAAAACUAAAGGAUCGCUUCGAUAGAGAGACGGAUCUGGACGUUACAACGGCUAUGAGUAUGCUGCAGAUGAUUCCUGAGAUCAAGCAGAAUCUGGAAAAAACUCACGACGAGUACAUUGAGACAUUGGAAUCUGAAAUUGAGCAAUCUAAAGAACACGAGGUUUUUGAGUCUGCAAUGGACAAACUUUUUGACCUUGAACUCUCUCUCAGAGCAGUGGUGAACACGACCACAAUCACACAAGACACCACUACUCGUGACCGUACCGCAAUUGUAACCUCAAAAAUGAAACUUCCUCCAAUAUCCAUCCCGGAGUUUUCUGGUGACUACAUGGACUGGAAAUCUUUUCGAGACGCUUUCGAAUGUACAGUGCACAAGCAAACAAGUCUUGAUGAUUGUCAGAAGUUCCAGUACCUUCGUGAUAAUUUGAAGGGCAAUGCACUAGCAUUCGUGAAGCAUAUUCCCAUAACCUCAGAAAAUUAUGCAAGUGUAUGGAAUAUGCUUAUCCAGCGCUAUGAAAACAAAAAUGCCAUUGUCACGUCUCAUCUGAAGGCACUAUUUUCACAUCCCUCGUCCAAGGACGACGAUUAUUCGAGUUUGAGAGCCCUCUCCAAUGUGUUUCAAACAACAAUCAACGCUGUUGAUGCUUUGGGAGUUACUCAAAGAGAUGCCUGGGUAGUUCAUCUCGUCACAGGGAAACUUGACAAGCGAACUCUUGAGCUUUGGAAUGAGAAGCUGGAGGGUAAUGACAUCCCUUCGUGUGAACAAUUGGCUGCUCUUCUUCAUAAGCGAUGCAAUGUCCUCGAACGCACAGGAAAAUCAGCUGCGGGAAAGACAACAAAUCAGACGAAGAAAAGUGACAAUCAGCCCAAACCAAGAUCUUCUGCGAGUCUAGCUACAGAGACAACACGUCAGCACGAGAAUGAGAAACGAUUGGAGUGUAGUCACUGCAAAGCCGACCACACCAUCUACAAAUGUGACACAUUUAGGGCACUCCCACUGGCCCAAAGAAUUCAGCGAGUCACCGACUUAAAACUAUGCUCAAAUUGCUUGAGACCUGCCCAACACUCUGCCAAGGAAUGCCCCAGCGGAAGAUGCAGGAUCUGCAAGCAAGAACAUAGUUCACUGCUUCACAAGGACGCCCAUGUACAAGGGAAACCACAAACAGAGGCUCCACAAGAAGAUUCGAGCAGCGCAGAUACAGUCAAACGCAAUCAAACUGUAAGCGUCCCGACAGCGCGCACAACUCGUCGAGUGGUUUUGCUUCCCACAGCGAUUGUGAUGGUUCGAGAUGCAUUCAAUCACAUACACCCAUGUCGAGUACUUCUGGAUUCCACGUCUCAAGACAAUUUCAUCUCUGGGGAGACGUGCCAGAAGUUGAGGUUGAAGAAAAAACACGCUAACACUCUGGUCACUGGAAUAGGAGAGUCCCAGUCACGAACAUCCAAACAAGUGACUGUCCAAGUGGAAUCUAGACACAGCAACUUUUCUUCGACAUUUGAGUGCCUUGUUCUACCGAAGGUGGUAUCUAAUCUUCCACAAGAGACAAUUGACCUCAAUGAUUGGAGCCCUCCCGAUGGUGUGAUCAUGGCAGAUCCUUGGUUCUACCAAAGCAACAAGAUAGAUAUGCUGCUAGGAACAGCUGCAUUCUACGAGACUUUGGGUACCGAAUCGAUUAUCAUAAAGCAACUGGGCCUAAGGUUGCAGAAAACGGUCUUCGGCUGGACAAUUGUUGGCGAAUUGAAGAGUGAUUUUCGUGCAGCACCAUCUGAAGAAUCUCUCUGUAUGCUGACAACGACCCAACACUCUGAGUUGGUGAACUUGGUCUCCAAACUUUGGGAAAUUGAGGAGGUCAAGAGAGAAAAACCACCACUCUCAGAUGAGCAACAAAGGUGUGAGGACAUCUUCACCAAUACAACCAAGAGAAAUUCUUCUGGACGUUUCGUGGUCAAACUUCCAAUCAAGCCAAAUGCACGACCCCUAGGAGAUUCUCGAGAAAUUGCGCUGAAGAGGUUUCUGACACUGGAGAGGAAUUUGGCUAAGGACUCAGUCAAAAGAGAUCUUUACCAUGAGUUUAUGCGCGAGUAUAUUGAGCUUUCACACAUGAGUCUUGAGGAGAACCCCAACGAGAAGUCUCAAUAUUUACCUCAUCACGCAGUAUUGAGACCUGACAGUUCAACUACAAAAUUGAGAGUUGUUUUUGACGGAUCGAUGAAAACAACUUCAGGAGUUUCUGUCAACGAGUGCCUGAUGGUCGGAGCGACAGUCCAAGAUUCUCUUUUUGAGAUAUUGCUUCGCUUCAGAUUCAACAAAAUUGGAGUUACAUCUGACGUCAAGAUGAUGUACAGAAUGAUUGAGAUUGCACAGGAGGAUCGUCAUCUAACCUCAAUUUUGUGGAGAUUUCAUCCUUCAGAACCCAUCCGAACUUACACGCUCAACACUGUUACGUAUGGGACGAGCUGUGCACCUUUUUUGGCCACACGCUGCGUCAAUCAGUUGGCUAAUGAUGAGAAGAACAACUUUCCGAAGGCAGCAGCUGCUACUAAGAACUUCUAUGUAGAUGACUACAUUGGAGGCGCCGAGAGUGAUGAAGAAGCCCUAGAGCUCUACAAGCAGCUCAGUGGAAUGUUCUCUACUUGUGGAAUGUCACUUCGCAAGUGGUCAAGCAACAGCGAGAAACUUCUUGAGAAUAUUCCACCUGAGAAUAGGGAACUGGCGUCUUCCAAGAUGUUCGAUUCAGAGGCAACUGUCAAGACACUCGGGCUUAUCUGGAAUCCCACAUCAGACAAAUUCCAUUUCAACGAGUUGAAAAUUGAAGAGAACGUUACAAAGCGAUCAAUGCUGACGACGAUCGCUAGGGUAUUCGAUCCUUUGGGAUCCAUUGCACCUGUAACAAUCCAAGGAAAGGUUCUUGUUCAAAAAGCAUUUGAGGAGCGAGUCAACUGGGACGACGAAGUCAGUGGAGAGUUAAAGGAAGAGUGGUUGAGAUACAAAAGCGAGCUUACAAAUCUUCCAGCCAUCAACUUCCCGAGGUACGUUGGAGUAAAACCAGCAGUUGAGAUAAUUGGUUACUGUGACGCAAGUGAGAAGGCCUACGGAGCUUGCGUCUACGUUUUGAGUGAGGACUCCAACAGAAAACCCAACAUGCAUCUCUUGUGCGCAAAAACCCGAGUUGCUCCAUCAAAGAAUCGACAAACAAUUCCAAGACUCGAGCUCAUGGGAGCUGUACUGUUGGCUGAGUUAAUGGAGAAAGUGAUGACUGCAGUUUCGAUUCCUGUAAGUAAGGCCAAGUGUUACACGGAUUCGAUGAUUGUAUUGCAUUACUUGCGCUCAAAUGAUCCAGCAAGAUGGAAGACAUUUGUCGCAAACAGAGUAGCUUUAAUCAACGAGAUCAUUCCGCAUUCCAAAUGGGUACAUGUGAGGUCAGCAAGUAACCCAGCGGAUUGCCUCUCUCGUGGUUGCAGUGUGAGUGAGCUGAUGAACAACGAAUUAUGGUGGCAUGGAUCCAUUCAUAGUUCAGAGAGUGAGCCAGAGAUUGAAGUGUCACAGCUAGAGUACUCCAAGGAGGGACGGCUGAAAGCUUCACUUUCUGCAAAGGUUACAACAGAUUCCACCAAUGCUAUUCGAGAUUUGAUUGAAAAAUGUUCAUCCUACUGGAAGUUGGUGCGAAUUGUCGCAUGGUGCUUGCGAUACAUUGAGUGUGUCAAAAAUCCAGACCGGCAAACAUCCUUCGGCAAACAUCUGCACCCGGGGGAACUACAAAAGGCUAUCAUUUCUAUCGUCAAGGUUGUACAAAAUGAUGUCUUUUCCGAUUUGAGGACCAAACUCGAGAACAAGGCCAUACUUCCCAAGAAAGCAGCGAAGCUAUGUCCAUUUCUUGACAACGAAGGUGUUAUUCGAGUUGGUGGGCGCUUGCAAAGCGCAGAAUUACCUGAGCAUCACAAGCAUCAGAUUUUGCUUCCCGAUCAUCAUCAUUUUACCAAUUUGGUGGUGAAGAAUGCUCAUAUGGAUUCACUACAUGGAGGCCCUCAGCUUACCAUGUCAGUGUUGCGAGAAUUCUACUGGCCUCAUCGAGCUCUACAUGUGGUCAAUCGAGUUAUCCGGAAUUGCCUCAUUUGUUUCAAGAUGUCACCACCGAGUUUUUCACAACUAAUGGGUAACCUUCCGGCGACUAGAGUGAAUCCAGCGAGAGCGUUUCUUCAUUCUUCAGUGGAUUACUGUGGCCCAUUCCACUUUAAGCCCCCAACUAGAAAGAGUGCUCCACCAAAGGUACACGUUGCAGUUUUCGUUUGCCAUUCGACGAGAGCAGUUCAUCUUGAAUUGGUGGAUGGACUCAGCACAGAAGCUUUCCUGAGAGCAUAUGCAAGAUUCACUUCAACUAGAGGAGUUCCUGCGUCAAUGACAAGCGACAAUGCAACAACAUUCGUAGGAGCAGAGCGAGAGUUAGGAGAGAUGUAUUCUGCGGCAAAUCAUCAACAAAAGGUCACGGAUGUGUGUUCCAUUCAAGGAACCAAGUGGAAUUUUAUUCCACCGCGAACACCCCACUUCGGAGGACUUCACGAAGCAGCCGUGAAAUCCUUUAAGCAUCAUUUCCGCAGAAUAGCCACAAGUGAACAGCUGACGAGUGAUGAAAUGAAUACGCUGAUCAAGAGGAUUGAGUCUUGUCUGAACUCCCGCCCCAUUGGAAGAUUGUCGUCGAGUCCAGCAGACCCCGAUCCACUUACACCAGCGCACUUUUUAGUUCUGGGUUCCCUCAAAUCUAUCCCAGAACCUGAUCUGGACGAGAUUCCCUUGAAUCGACUUUCCCGAUGGCAAUUGAUUUCAUCAUUGCACCAAAGAUUUUGGAACCGAUGGGUGCAAGAAUACUUGCAUUUUCUUCAGCAACGAGGAAAAUGGGAGACACCAACAAGGAACCUUGAGGUAGGAGCCGUCGUUCUUCUACGAGACGAACAAAUGCCUCCCAACCAGUGGAGGACAGGGAUUGUUGAAGAGCUCCAUCCCGGACGGGAUGGUAGAGUUCGAGUCGUGAGCGUCCGUACAACAAAUGGAGUAUUCAAGCGAGGCAUCACGAAGAUUGUUCCACUGUUUGAAGCCUGA